AUGAAGAAGUCUAAGUUGCACGACACAGUUAUCUUUAAGUCCAAAGAGAAAAAAAAACCUGUUAAGAAGGAAAUCGAGAGCAAGGAAUUUGAAGACACUAAUAUUGAAUUUAUCCCUGAGCCUCACAUAGAGAGUGGAACCCAAAGCUCUAGAAUAAAGGUAGCCAUCAGGUGAAGGCCCCUCAUAGAGCACGAUUUUCUGUCAAAAUAAUUAUUCAGAAUAUGGGAAAGAAGAAAUUAUUUCUGUUGAGCAGGAUAAAAGUAAAGUAAUUGUGAUGGACAUGGAAAAUCAUUACCAUAGUGUAUAUGAUGCUGCAUUUGAUCAAAAGUCAUCCCAAUCUGACAUAUUCAAAUUUGUAUCACCUCAAAUUAAACAGAUCUUCGAUUCUAAGAAUUGAACAAUAUUUGCCUAUGGCCAGACUGGCUCAGGCAAAACUUAUACAAUGUUUGGCAAAACCAAACCUCAAAGACGCAUUGAAACAGAGAGCAUGUCUUCUGAUAAUGAUGAAACGGGGAUCACUCCAAGGGCGAUUAACUACAUUUUUGAUUUCAUCAAUUCUAUUGAUCAAGAAUACGCAGUCCACUUAUCAUUCAUACAGAUCUAUAACGAAAAGAUCUACGAUUGUCUCCAGGAUGCACACAAUGUAAAGCCAUUGAAAGUUCGUGAAGAUAAAAUCACUGGGACUUACAUAGAGGGCCUUUCUGAAUUUUCAGUCAACUCUAUGGACGCAUGUCAAGCUCUCAUGAAUAGAGGAGAGAAGAACAGAAUCACGAGACAAACCAAAGCUAACAUCCAUAGUUCGAGAUCUCAUUCUGUUGUACAAAUAAUGGUUGAGACAAAGAGUGAAGAUAGCGCAGGAAUGAUUCAGAAAGCAAAGCUUAGCUUCUGAGAUCUUGCAGGGUCAGAGAAGCUUGAUAAGGAUUCUAGCAAUGAGAAGUAUCUUAAAGAGCUUAAGACAAUUAAUUUGUCACUAACAACUCUUGGAAAGGUUAUCUCAGCUCUUGCUAAGAACCAUAUGAAGAAGAUUACUAAGAGUAAAACUCAUAACUCUAGACCAUUCAGAGAAUACGUUCCUUACAGAGAGUCUAACCUUACUCGAAUUCUCAAAGAUUCUCUUGGAGGAAACACUAAUUCAUGCUUGAUAGCAACUGUAUCUCCUACUGUAGACUGAGCAGAAGAGUCAAUUUCAACUCUCAAAUUUGCUAAUAGAGCCAAGCUUGUGAUGACUAAAGUUCGAAAGAACAAUUUCUCUGCUACAAAUGAUAGAUUAGUAAACAAGCUACAGAAUGAGAUUAAGCAUCUGAGAGAUGUCCUGAAUAUCAAAAGAAAAGGAAAUAAAUAUGACCUUGAAGCUCAGGUAGUCGCCCUUAAAAUGGAAAAUCAAAAAUUGAGAAAAGAGGUAUCUAGACCAAUCAUUUCAACUAUGGAAACUCUUGACAAAAAUAGGGCAAAAUAUCCUAUUCUCAAAUCUCCAGAUAGCUUGAAUCUUGAAAACAGGGGUUAUGAAUUUAGUACAGAUGUGUCCCCCAAAAAUGCACAGAGUGUUUCAAAUUCAGAUUAUAUCUUUCCCUUGAAACGAGGUUCUAUCGAUUUAAAAAUGCCUAAACUAAAAGAAUCUUCCUUUAAUAUUUCAGAGAAAAAUAGCAUGAUUCUAUCAGACAAUGCUUACAAAAAUAGGCCAGGUUUGAAUGCGAAUCUUAGGGCGUCUCACUUAGAUAUAAAUUCAUCAUCAAAAUACUCCUUAAAUAGGUUCAAAUCUAGUGUUCCAUCAAGAGACCUCUCUGCAAGCUCUUCGAUUCCUGUAGAUCCUGUGCAGUUUAGAGACUCUUCAAGGAACAUGCCCAAGACUAAUCUUCUCAAGUUCCAGGCUUCUUCCGACAACAUUAAUAUCUCUAAAGAAGAGAUCAAGGUUUCACGUGGGCCGACUGGUGAUGGAAUCUUUCAGUCGCAAGUACGUAUAAGAGAUAAGAAUAACCAAGCCCGGUAUCAAAACGCCAAGCACGACCAAAACCUCGACCGCCAAGCGCUAAAAUAAAGCUGCAGCGAGACUGAAGAAUCUAGACUUAAUGCAAAAGCAGCACUCUGACAAAAUCAGGAAGGAAAUAGAGCAUAUUGAACGGUCAAGACAGAAAGAACUCCAGGAAGAAGAAAGGAGAAGGCAGGAUAUACUCAACCAGCAGAAGAAGAUAGUGUCGUUUAAGAAGAAACGUAACCGGUAUAAAGAUGCUAAAUCACCAAUUAGUAUGGGGUAAUUUUUUAUGCAAAAAGAUUCAAUUA
Messenger RNA from Moneuplotes crassus, 2277 nucleotides. Lineage: Eukaryota; Ciliophora; Spirotrichea; Euplotida; Euplotidae. The record is from the annotation of a GenBank genome assembly.